CGUUAAAAUUCAAGUCCAAGUCAAAAUUUCGCCUUGGGAGGGAGAAGAAAAAAGAGGGAACGAUAAUGUCAGGUCGUGGGAAGGGAGGCAAAGGAUUGGGAAAGGGAGGUGCGAAGAGACACAGGAAAGUACUAAGAGACAACAUUCAAGGGAUCACGAAGCCGGCCAUUCGGAGGUUGGCUCGAAGAGGUGGAGUGAAGAGGAUUAGCGGUCUCAUUUACGAGGAAACGCGUGGCGUUCUCAAGAUUUUCCUUGAAAAUGUGAUCCGCGAUGCCGUCACUUACACUGAGCACGCUAGGAGGAAGACGGUUACUGCAAUGGAUGUAGUUUAUGCUCUGAAAAGACAGGGCCGAACUCUUUACGGCUUUGGAGGCUAACUUUUCUUUUACAAAAGCAGCUGGAUUUAGAUCUCGUUCCUUUUUUUGAAGGGGGGGGGGGGAUCAAGUAGCAUAAGUUGAUUUUUGAUUGAAAUCAUUGGCGUUUGUAUUGUCGGUUUCCUUGUUUGGCUUCUAAGAAAAUAUAGUAAGAAAGUAAAUUUGAAAAUGGAACUUUUUCUUGCAUUAA
This is a messenger RNA of Gossypium raimondii (Peruvian cotton), 564 nucleotides long. RefSeq names its product histone H4. Gene Ontology annotation, molecular function: DNA binding; structural constituent of chromatin; protein heterodimerization activity. The transcript has a single exon. Bases 66 to 377 code for a protein of 103 amino acids. The record is from RefSeq and is a predicted model, not a curated record. Gene Ontology annotation, cellular component: nucleosome. Gene Ontology annotation, biological process: nucleosome assembly. Lineage: Eukaryota; Viridiplantae; Streptophyta; Magnoliopsida; Malvales; Malvaceae.